AUGACUUUUGCAAGAGAAGAUCAAGACUAGUAGUAUUCUUAAAUGAAUGACAAUUACUAACAGUCUGUAUUUCAAAACCAAGAGGAAGGCAUGAACCACCCACUAAAUGGAUAGUAAAUUUACAAUACAUAACAACAAUAACAACAUCUUACCGAUAAUCAUAUCAGUAGAAUCGGGGCCAUCACUUCUACUAAUCAAUACUCUAAUUUAUCUCAAGUUGAAUAACUGAAAGCAUUCUUGACUAAGUUGUUUUCAAGUGAGGAAGUGAGAUCAUUAGCUGAUGCAAGACUUCGUAUAGAAGAGGAAUUUGAGAAUAAAUUCUUGCCUGAGAGAGAUCUCCUCGACUAUCUCAUCAUUAAACAGGAAUUCGCUAAGAAUGCCAACAAUAAUAAAAAGCAGUCGCUUAGACAAGCGCAAAAUAGACUGAAUAAAUUUGCUGCCAAGAGAAGUGAUAAGUAUAAAUAGAAAAGAAAUAAGUCUAAUGUGAGCAUGAACGAAUUGGAUAGAGAGGACAGUGACUAGAAUCAAAAUGAAGAUGCUUAUGAAAGAUUAGAACAUGAUGAUGAUUCUGAUCCUUCAGACCUUGGCGAUAAUUUUUCCUACGGUCAUGAGAGCAACCAUAAUGACAGAGAACAAUUGAAUAGAGGAUGGAAUAAUGAAGAAUAGGAAGGAGAUCAUUCUAAUCAUGAGGAUAAUGAAAAUACUGACAAUGAUGGAGACAUUGAUCAAAUGAUGGAUGUAGACGAGGGCCAAUCUUUUGAAAACUCCUAAACUCAAAAUGCAAGCAGACUAGAGAAGCAAACUAAAAUUAAUCACUCUAAAUUUCUAGAAGAUAGAGUUAAGCACAAGAGCCAGCAUACUUAGGAGGAUCAAAAAGAAGAAGAGGAGAAGAAUUAAAUGAGUGGGGGAAAGAAAUAGUAAGUUGAGAGAACUUUCCUUGAGAAAUGUAAACUCGUCGGGAGAAUUGGACCAAUUGAGACUAAACUUUAAAUUGAUUAAAUGCAGGGAAAUGUUAAGUAGUUUGAUCCUCUUGGACUUGAUGUCGAGGCUCUCACUUCUUACGCAUCGGUAAAGGCAAAUGUAGCAGUCUUUAGUGGCAAGUAUUAUUAUGAAGUAAGACUGCUCACUGCUGGAAUUAUGUAAAUUGGUUGGUGCACACUUGCAACAUAUUUUUCAGAAUAGUAUGGUGUAGGUGAUGAUGCUACAUCCUAUGCUUACGAUGGAGCCAGAGUAAAGAAAUGGAAUUAGCAACAAAGGGCUUAUGGGAAAGCUUGGUGUGCUGGAGACAUUAUUGGGACACUUUUAGACUUAGAUAAGAAAGAGAUCACUUUCUACAGGAAUGAUGAAAACUUAGGAGUAGCCUUUAGAAAUAUUAAAGUUGGUCAAAAUAUGGCUUACUUCCCAGGAGCAAGUUUAGCCAAUGGGUAAAGAGUCAUAUUUAAUUUCGGUGCUUCGAUACCUUUUAGAGCCAGAUAGCCUUAUGAUGUCUGUGCAAUAUAAGAACCAACCAGCUAGGUAAAAUGCUAUGGUGAUUGUGCUUUGUUCCUAAUUGAAACAAUGAAAAGAUUUGUAAUGCAGUAUGUAGAAUUUGAAACACUAUCAAAUGAUACCAAACUUAUGGUUGGCUCAAUACUUAUGGAAUAUCUUUAUCCUUUGCUAUCAAAUGAUCCAUUUUUAAUGGAAGAGUAACUGGUAUAAUUCAUUUUUGAAUUGAUGAGCAUUAAUAGACCUGAUCUAGAAGAAAUAAUUCUAAAUCUUAUAGAAAUUCAUUUUUCAGCAGAUUAAUUAAUCGAAUGGAUAAGUCAGCUUAUGCAAAUUAUUUGCAGGAAAAUUAGUCAAAUUCCAUUGAUCCAUGCUGACUCUCCUACUAAAAGAGAAUUUGAAUUGAGUAUUAUGAGGUUUCUUGUUAUUGCUCUACAAAGAGAUUCUAUUCUAUAUUCUUGGCUUUGCUCAGAUACUCUGUACUAAGAUUUGGAAAAUCUUUACUUUUUACACUUCCCAACUUAGCAGGAGAUGGAAUAGCUUAUCCCAGAUAUCUAUCAUGAGAUGAUCCCUGGAUCUGAAAGACAUAAGGAAAAAUAUGAAUAAAAAUUGAAUCAACUUAAGAGUAACAUUUCUUUGCAAUAAAAUUACUGGUUUAAGAUUACAGAACUCCUAUUCUAGAAAAGAGUUAUCAGUAAAAUACCAGAUGCAACAUUGGAUAAAUGUCCUAGAACCAUUUUCAUUGACUUCUUGAAGUAUCUUGUCUAUAAGAAUGUUGGUUAUAUAAAGAAUACUAAGCCUCCAGGUUUGACACCUGCAAGUACUUUGGGGAAUGUAUUCUUCUGUGCCGUUCGACAUAUGGAGGAAGUAGUCUACAGCAAAGACUUUGAAAGUUUUCCUUUCCAUACAUUUUUCACGAAAGACUAAUCAAUGAGUUACUUAGAUGAUGUCUUCAAGCAAGUUGAAAGAAUUGGCGGAACAUUCAGCUAUCUUGAAAGCCAUCUUCAACCUAGUCUUAAUAAAUUCAAAAGUAUAUAUCUGACUCAAGAGUAAACUGAAACUGCUGCUCUUGCUAAAAAUUUGACUUUGAUUUUCACUUUUGGAGUAAUCCAGGAAAUUCAAAUGUUUGUGAAGUAAAAUGAAAAAGUAUAUGUGGCUUGUAGAACUUAUGAUGACUUGACUGAUAAGGGCAAAUAUGAAGUGGGACCAAGAUAAAUUGAAGAAAUGCUUCAAUAGGCUAGAGUCUUGCCUUCUUUUCAAAUGAUAUUCUAAAUUCCUUCAAAUAGAGUUCAACUCCAUAAAUUUGCCUAUUGGUUGACAAAAACAUUGAAUUACAUAGACUUAAACUAUAAAAACUUGCUAUACAUAUUGCCAGAAGAGUUCGUACAAAUCCCUUUUGAAGUAUUUAGAGUGUCCAAAAGAGGAAAUAUUCCUCUAUAUGACUCAGAAUCAGACUAGAAGAAAUAUCCUGAAGAAUUCUAUGAGAUCUAUCAUAAUAAAAAGACUAGAUUUUCAGAGGAGUUAGUCCAGUUUAUAUCUAGACACUUUUGGGACUAAAACAUUAUUAAUCCUGACUUGAAGGACUAAUAUUUGACUAGGUUAAAUAUUGUCAUGCAAAAUCAAAUCUAUAUGGAUAUUAUUGAAAAUUGCUACUAUGCCUAAUAGAAUCUUGUGUAGGACUUAAUGAAAAGCUUUGACAAGAAAUAUUUGAUGUUAGUUUCCAAGAAUUUCCUAAGGUUUGCAAAAGGAAGAGGUUUCAAAGAAAUACAUUUGAGUCCAAUAGUAUCGGAAAACACUUACUCUCCAUUUUAUCUGAAUGAAAUCAGAAAUUAACUACUAAAAGCUGGUGAUAAAGUAACCAAAGACUUCUUAAAUGUAUUUUUCAACACAUUGAAUGAAUCAACUACAGAGCUAUUUGUGAUUUUUAAGGAACUUAAAAACAGCUACACUUAAAAUCUACUCAAAAGAACAAGAUAAACAUUUUAGUAGGUUGUCGAUCUUUACAGAAUUAUUGAGGUGAUAACCCAGUAUGUUCCAGAGGUAUUUGUUGAUAAGCAAUAGAUCCAUUCUACUAGACUUGUCAAUUAUAUGAUGUUUGUUUUGAAUUCAAUAUUUGUUGGUUAAAUUGAUGGUAAUAUUGAUUUCUUCUCAGCUAAAAUCAUGCAAAAAUCUGAAUCAUUAGCCUAGUUUUUAGCCCCAUUUAUUGGUAUUUUGAAAAAUAUCUAUGAUGCAGUGAAUAAACUUGGCAAUGUCGAUAAUGUCCGUUAUGAUAACUUAGCUGAUAUCUUUAUGAAGACCGAUUCAUUCGAGCCUAUGUUAUUUACUAAGCUUAGAGAUAUUGUUGUACAGCAACUUCCCCAUAAAAAUUAAGAAGAGGAGAAGGUAUUGUAAACUUUCGAAUAAAUGCUUAAUGAAAUCGACAUGCUGUGUCAGGCAAAUAAAAUAAGAAAGCAUAGCAUGAAGAGCUAGGAAAGUGAUGGAGAUAAUUAAAAUGGAGAUACUAAUAAAGAAGAUGAGUUUGAUGAAGAAAAACUCUGUAACAUCUGCUAUUUUUCUGAUAAAAACACUGUGUUUGUUCCUUGCGGUCAUUAGUCCUGCUAGAAAUGCAUUCAAGUCCACACCUAGAAUAGAGAUAAAAGAGCUAAAGCAACUGUGAAUUAGUAACCAGACCUUAAAAAGUUCAUAAAUUGA
Molecule: messenger RNA, 4173 nt
Organism: Stylonychia lemnae
Lineage: Eukaryota; Ciliophora; Spirotrichea; Sporadotrichida; Oxytrichidae
Source: the annotation of a GenBank genome assembly